Messenger RNA from Penicillium angulare, 3075 nucleotides. Its product is annotated as CheY-like superfamily. NCBI's taxonomy places the organism in Eukaryota, Fungi, Ascomycota, Eurotiomycetes, Eurotiales, Aspergillaceae. The record is from RefSeq and is a predicted model, not a curated record. Gene Ontology annotation, biological process: phosphorelay signal transduction system; cellular hyperosmotic response; phosphorylation. Gene Ontology annotation, cellular component: membrane. Gene Ontology annotation, molecular function: phosphorelay sensor kinase activity. The transcript has 2 exons. Bases 1 to 3075 code for a protein of 1024 amino acids.
AUGGUCGGCGAAAUGAGUCGGGCUUCCGAUGUGGACCUUUUCCAGGCCCGCGCCGCCCUACAGCACCAGCAGAGCCCGGAGGUCUCUGUACCACGCGAGUUCAUCUCACAGAUUGUCGAGGAACUGAUUCAAUGUCGCGAAGGCCAUUCGUCCAUUGCGGAGAUUGAGCGAGAGUGCUCGCAGCUGAGGAAAGAGCUUCGAAAACACACACAUAUCAAUGAGGCGUUCCAGAAAGAACUCAGAGAGAUCGGGGAGAUCAUUACCCAGGUUGCGCAUGGAGAUCUGUCGCAGAGGGCGCGGUUGCAUCCGCUGGAGAUUUCGCCUGAUAUCGCGACAUUCAAAAAGACCAUUAAUACUAUGAUGGAUCAGUUACAGGUUUUCAGUCAGGAGGUGUCGAAGGUGGCGAGGGAGGUUGGAACGGAUGGAGUUUUGGGUGGACAGGCGAAGAUUGAAGGCAUUCAGGGAAUCUGGGAGGAGUUGACUGUGAAUGUGAACGCCAUGGCGAACAACCUUACUGCGCAAGUACGAGAUAUCACUACGGUGACGACGGCCGUUGCCAAGGGUGAUCUUACGAGCAAGGUUCAGGCGGAUUGUAAAGGAGAAAUCUUGUUGUUGAAGAAUAUUAUCAAUUCUAUGGUUGACCAGCUACGGGAAUUCGCCUUUGAAGUUAGUCGUGUGGCCCGGGAGGUCGGAUCGGAUGGAACCCUCGGUGGACAGGCACUGGUGCAUGGCGUGGAGGGGACGUGGAAGAAUUUGACCGACAACGUCAACAACAUGGCUUCCAACCUUACACAGCAGGUCCGCGAAAUUGCUAAAGUGACGACAGCCGUGGCCCGUGGCGAUCUAACGAUGAAAGUUACUGCGGAUGUGAAGGGAGAGAUCUUGGAUCUGAAGCUUACCAUCAACGCAAUGGUUGACCGAUUGAAUCAAUUCGCCUUCGAAGUUAGUCGAGUAGCACGCGAGGUGGGAACUGAUGGUACACUGGGUGGCCAAGCACAGGUCGAGAAUGUUGAAGGUCAAUGGCGAAAUCUUACUGACAACGUGAACACCAUGGCCCAAAACCUUACGAUGCAAGUUCGACAAAUUUCCAACGUGACUCAAGCUAUCGCCCGUGGCGAUCUGAGUACCAAAAUCGAAGUUCAUGCUCAAGGCGAAAUUUUGACACUCAAAGAAACAAUCAAUAGCAUGGUGGAUGGUUUGGGACAAUUUGCACGGGAGUUGAAAGCAGUAGCAAGGGAUGUAGGAGUUCGAGGUCAAUUGGGUGGACAAGCAAAUGUUAAUGGAUCCCAUGGUAUCUGGAGAUCUAUUAGCGAGGAUGUCAACACGAUGGCAGAUAACCUCACAUCACAAGUUCGAGCCUUUGGAGAGAUUACGGAAGCUGCUAUGAGCGGUGACUUUACGUCUCUUAUUACUGUAUCAGCAUCGGGUGAAAUGGACGACUUGAAGAAAAAAAUCAACAAGAUGAUCUCAGGCUUGCGAGAUAGUAUCCAGCGAAAUACGGCGGCUCGUGAAGCAGCUGAGUUGGCAAAUCGCAGUAAAUCGGAAUUCCUGGCAAAUACUAGUCAUGAAAUUCGGACUCCAAUGAACGGGAUCAUUGGAUUGACUAAGAUGGUGCUCGACGACGAAUAUCCAAUUCCUGCAGCUGUCCGUGAGACCCUGAGCAUGGUGCACAGCCUUGCCAACAGUCUUUUGAGUAUCAUUGGGGACAUUCUUGAUAUAUCAAAAAUCGAGGCAAAUCACAUGAAGAUUGAAACAACGGCUUUUAGUUUAAGUUCAACGGUAUGGCACGUUUUGAAAGCAUUUGACAUCCAAAGCGACGAAAAAGCCCUGAGUAUCAUCUACUCAGUCGAGGGUGAUGUACCAGAUUACCUCAUUGGCGAUGGCUACAGAAUCCGACAAGUCAUGAUGAAUCUCGUGGGUAAUGCGGUCAAGUUUACCGACCAUGGCGAAAUCCGUGUUUUGCUCAAACGAGUUGAGAACAGCACCACUGCCUCAGAUGAAAUCACGUUUGAGUUCUCGGUGGCAGAUUCUGGUAUUGGUAUCGAGCAGAGUAAACUGGGACUGAUCUUCGAUAAUUUCCAACAAGCCGAUGGCUCGAUGACACGCCGUUUUGGAGGCACAGGUCUGGGACUGGCUAUAUCCAAACGUCUUAUAUCCCUCAUGGGCGGUGAUAUUUGGGUCACAUCGAAUUUAGGUAAAGGCAGUACAUUCGGGUUUACCUGCAAGCUCAAAGUCAGUGAGCCUCCAUUGUCUCUCCAUGAGCAAAUUCAACCUCAUCGGAGCCGCCGAUUUUUGGUUGUGGGUGACCCAGAGCAGACCGAAUGCUUGGCUGCUCACCUACUCCAGGAAUUGGGCCUUCAGUUCGUAACGUUGCCACUGAAACAACUUGCGAAAAGCCAAAGAAACGGUGACAAGGCGUCUCAUUUUACUGCCAUUAUCGUUUCAGCAAUGGACGACGUUCGUACAUUACGCUCGUGUGAUAAUCUGGUCGGCGUGCCUAUUGUAAUCAUGUCCCCAAAUCUAUCAUUGCCCAUAAGAGCUGCUAGUUCUCUUGGUAUCACAGCCUAUGUCACCGGCCCUUGUCGCUCUAUUGAUCUCUGGAAUGGAAUUCUUCUUGUCCUUGGAAAUUUGACAACUCACCCGCAGCUGGAGAAUACCCGAUCUCUAUCCAUUUUGCUAGCAGAGGACAAUGAUGUGAACGUGAAGGUCGCUGUUCGCAUUCUUGAAAAGGCCAAGCACAAUGUUACCGUUGUCGAAAAUGGGCUACAAGCCGUGAAGGAAGUUAAGCGUCACCGAUAUGAUCUGGUUUUAAUGGAUGUUCAAAUGCCUGUGAUGGGCGGCUUUGAAGCUACUACAACAAUAAGGCAGCACGAAAGGUCCCAGGGCCUGCCUCGCACACCUAUUGUCGCGUUGACCGCACAUGCGAUGCUCGGAGAUCGCGAAAAAUGUCUUGAGUCCGGUAUGGACGAUUAUGUGUCAAAGCCCUUACAAGCUAGUCACAUGAUGGAGACCAUUUUGAAGUAUGCCGCGAUGGAUCUCGGAUCUUCAAUAGUUCCUGCCCCUAGCGAGACAUAA